AUGAGCUUUAAGAGUUUUUUGGAGCUUGCCCAAAAGAAUCAGGAUCUAAAUGAUAACAUUGUUAAAAAAUUGUCGGAGGAUCAAAAAAAGAAAAAAGAGUUAUAUUUAAAAGAGCGUAAAGCAAUUGAAGCAGCAAACAAGACUAAGAAACGCGUUGAGUCCUAUGAGCCUCCUUCUUUUUCUAGCACGAGGGUUGAAUAUAUUCCAUCACCUGUUGUUAAUAACACCGCUCUUGAUGUCUCUAAUCAACGUUCAGAACCUGAAUAUGUACCUACAGCAAUUCCUAAGCCAAAUAAACUUUCCUCUCUUAUGGACGCCUUAGAGGAAUUAAAUGGAGAAGUUCCAUUUGCAGAAAAGAGAUUCAAAAUUAAAACGAAGAUCCCCAAGAUUUGUGGCUCAGGUUCUAACACUCAAAAUUCUCAGAAGAAACUUGAGAGCGUGCCUUCUAACCGUAUUCUUAUAUCAAAGUCGAAAGUGGAAUCUGAUGAUACUGCUUCUUCUCAAUCGGGGAGUUCAAAAAGAGAUAAGUUGCCGCUCUCUUCUAGUGCUAUCAAAGUUUUUGGAAAGCCAGGAAUAGCUAUCCAGCAAAGCAUUUCUACUAAAAAAAGUGAAUCUCUAUCAGUCCCCAAAUCUGUACAAAAGCGCCUUCAUUCCUCUUCCUCCCUGAGCCAUUCAAAUUCUUCUCGGAGCUCUUUAAAACCUGAUCUGAGUAAAACUGCAGUAUUGCCUUCCAAAACUGAAAGGCAUGUUCCUUUCCCCUCUAAGUCAAAUUCAGCUAUUAAAAAUCAUUCCUCUUCUCGGAAUUUACUUCAGAAUAAAGCUCCCAUUCGAACUGAAAAGUGUGUUCCUUCAUCUAAAUCUCCAAACGGUGUUCCUGUAAGGAAUAUUUCAAGUAAAACUUCGUCUACUCCUUUAGUAAAACACGCCACUUCUUCCUCCACUAAAUCAUUUCCAUCUAGCGGUUUAAGAACAAUUAACUCCAUUCGUGCUUCAUCAUCCGCCAAUUCUUCAAACCUUUCAAGACCAUGUAAUCCUUCUAGGGGUAUUGCUGCUCAGUAUGGGCUUGUUCCAACUUCGGCGACUGAUUCAAGUUUGCAAAUUAAAGUUCCUCAUCCAAAGCCGCAGUCUACCUCAAAAUAUCUAUCACUUAAACGACCCGUAGAAGCCCCCAAGCGACCAGCAUCCACAAUUCCCAAGAAUGGAAUUCCUCAGAAACGAACUAUUUCGAAUCUUCCUCGCCCAGUUCAGCCCCAAGUUUAUAGACCUUCCCAACCUCCAAAUAAUCAGCCUAUCGUCCGUGGAAUAGCAGCUCAGUUGGGCGUUUUGCCACCAAGCGCUCCCUGUGGGAACAGAGAUUUUGAAGACGAUAGUGAUGAAUACGAAAGUGAUGAUAGCUUUAUUGACGACUCCGACUUUACUUCGUUCAAAGAAUACAAGUUCGCUAGGAAUGAGAUCUUUAAGUCCUUGCGCUUUGAUCCUAAAAAAUACGCUAAGGUUGGCAAGUAUGAUGAUCUUACUUCCAUGGAGUCAUCAUAUCGACAGAUUGAAAAGGAAGAAAAACUUAGUCUUCGACUUGGAGCUCAAGAAGACAAGGAGGAUAUGGCCUGGGAAGAGGAGCGUCGACGAAGGCGGAUGGAAAAGCUCAAACACCACCACAAGGAGGGAUAA
Messenger RNA from Rodentolepis nana, 1668 nucleotides. The record is from the annotation of a GenBank genome assembly. NCBI's taxonomy places the organism in Eukaryota, Metazoa, Platyhelminthes, Cestoda, Cyclophyllidea, Hymenolepididae.